GUGCAUUAGUUGCAGUUCGUCGUUGGUGCGGUGCAGUUGUGUCGCUUAAACUUGGCUUUGAAAUCAAUUGACGGAGUGACAUUGGGUCCACACACAGAGUGUAAUUGUAAUUGAUUUUGACCUUAGAAGGCACUUGCUGGAAACAUUAGAAAAUGCCCUUGGAAAUCAAAAACGUGCUCGUCUGUGACGCGGUCGACAAUUCGUGCGUGAAGCUGUUGCAGGAUCACGGUAUUAAUGUUGAUUAUAAGCUGAAGCUUACGAAAGAACAGCUCGUGAAAGAAGUGAAGGGCUAUGACGCACUCAUCGUGCGCUCGGACACCAAAAUAACGGCGGAGAUUCUGGACGCCGGGGCUGGCAGCCUGAAGGCCGUGGGACGGGCCGGGGCCGGCGUGGACAAUAUCGACAUCCAGGCCGCCACCAGGAACAACGUGCUGGUGCUGAACACCCCCGGCGGCAACUCCAUCUCUGCCUGCGAACUGACCUGCUUCCUGAUCGGAGCGCUGGCCCGGCCAAUCUGUCCGGCCGCCGGUAGCAUGAAGGAGGGUCGCUGGGAUCGCAAACUGUACUCGGGCAGCGAGUUGUACGGCAAGACGCUGGCCAUUCUGGGCCUCGGUCGGAUUGGCCGUGAAGUUGGCAUCCGGAUGAAGGUGUUCGGAAUGCGGGUCAUUGGAUUUGAUCCGAUUACGACGCUGGAGGAGGCUCGUGCCGCGGGCAUUGAGAAGAUGGAGCUGGACCAGAUUUGGCCACUGGCGGAUUACAUUACCGUGCACACGCCGCUGAUUCCGGCCACCAGAAAUCUGAUCUCAGCGACCACGCUGGCCAAGUGCCGGAAGGGCGUCCGCGUGGUGAACGUGGCACGUGGUGGCAUCGUGGACGAGGCCGCCCUGCUUGACGCACUCGAGAGUGGCCACUGCGGCGGUGCGGCCGUCGACGUCUAUCCGGAGGAACCGCCGAAAUCGGAAACCACCAAAAAGCUCAUCAAUCACGUGAGGGUGGUUGCAACGCCACACCUGGGAGCAUCUACGUCAGAGGCCCAGGUGCGAGUCGCUGUGGAAGUCGCGGAACAAUUCAUCGCCCUGACGGGGACGUCCGAGGAGUACACCGAGUAUGCCGGCGUCGUCAAUCGGGAGGUGUUGAAGAAUGUGUUUUAAAUUGAAUUGCGGCUGCUAUUUUUCGCAUGUAAUUGAGCCUGAACUUGGAUGUUGACUUUGUCGAUUUUGAAAGCAUUUAUAAUUAGAAUAGGAAAGGUAUUGCUCACUUUUGUUUGAAUGUAAAGGAACUGAUAAAGGUAGCAAUGUCAAUAAAUGAUUAAAGAUCAAAAA
Molecule: messenger RNA, 1322 nt
Organism: Culex pipiens pallens (northern house mosquito)
Lineage: Eukaryota; Metazoa; Arthropoda; Insecta; Diptera; Culicidae
Product: D-3-phosphoglycerate dehydrogenase
Exons: 6
Coding region: 153-1151 (332 amino acids)
Molecular function (GO): NAD binding; phosphoglycerate dehydrogenase activity
Source: RefSeq, a predicted model, not a curated record